CUGCGCAUGUAAACAAUAACAGUGGCUCUUGCAGUGUCCAAAAUGGCGCGAUGAUGUCAAUUUUUUUCUCGAGGAAAAGACUGCAAAAUGGCAUCGUAGACACACAAAAUUCGAGGUGAAAUCACCAGAAAAGCUUGCAAAAUGCUGGAUUUAGAAGUUGUGCCAGAGCGAUCGCUUGGAAAUGAGCAAUGGGAGUUUGUUUUGGGAAUGCCUAUUGCUCAAUGUGUGCAGAUUUUGAAGCGACAAUGUCGUGUCAUUCGAAAUGUUCAAGUGAUGUAUAGCGAGGCGAAUCCUCUAGCCAUGGAUCUUGUGUUGAAUAUGCCAAAUGAUGGGAUCAGAUUGGUGUUUGACUCUGUUGGACAGAGACUCAAGAUAAUUGAAGUAAACAACAUGAGCAAGGUGAAGCUGAAGUAUUGUGGGGUUCACUUCAAUUCUCCACAAGUCCAGCCCACCAUUGAACAGAUUGACAUGUCAUUUGGCGCAACUCAUCCUGGUGUUUAUGAUCCAAGUCAUCAGCUCUUCAUCCUGAACUUCAGAGGACUAUCCUUCUCAUUCCCUAUCGACUCGAAAUUUGAGCCUUACUACACGCAUGGCCUUGGCUCCCUGAAGUUCUUAUCUGGUGCAUCACCAACUGUUUCUCGCAUGUCAAUCUACCAUGGCAACAGCAUAGCUGAUGCAAAGGCACCACCACUUCCCCUGCAGUGUUUCCAUGGCAACUGUUUUGCCGAAAGUGUUGAUGUCAUCAAGGAUGGGGAAGAUGUGCAAGGACUGAAGUUCUUCUUGGUUGCAGAGGGUAUGGGCCCAGGAAAAAUCUUGGAGUUGAGGAGAAGAACAUUUGAGAGGACAGUGAUGUUUGGAGACUCCUGCCAGGAUGUGCUUAGCUCGUUGGGGUCUCCUUGCAAAGUUUAUUACAAGGCUGAAGAUAAGAUGCGAAUUCAUGCUCCAUCUCCUCACAAACUCGCACCAUCUAAAACGUCUGACUACUUCUACAAUUACUUCACACUUGGAGUGGACAUCCUUUUCGAUGCGUGCAGCCAUAUUGUUAAGAAAUUCAUACUUCAUACGAAUUUUCCUGGGCACUACAACUUCAAUAUGUACCAAAGGUGCGAGUUCAAGAUCCAGAUAUCCCGAGAUUCUAAAGGGUCCGUACUUGAUGAAGACACACCCUUUGUGAUGACUCCUUGUAGUAAGUGGGACAGUGUGCAGGACUAUCUUGGGAAGCCUCUUGAAGCCCCUGUUGUCCUGAACAGGGCUUCAUCGACCAACACGACCAACCCCUUUGGAUCAACAUUCUGCUACAAUCUACAACACAUGGUCUUUGAGGUGAUGCCCAAUAAUCACGUGGCAUCGUUGACUCUUUAUCAAAGUGGCAAUGGGAAGCAGCCGUGAGCAUGCGCAAAGCCAGCAAAUGCUUUCCGUCUUCUAGUACGCAAAGAGAACGGCAUCUUCACUAUGACAGAUGUGCAACCGAUGACUGUAAAUAGUUUUACAUAUCUAUAUGGUUUUAAUAAUAUCUAUAUUUUUGUAAUUAUAUCAGAGAUUUGGAGGACUUAAAGCCGCAUUGUCACCAGUUUACUUCCGGAGGUCCGUCGGAAACCUCAACCGUCAAAAGACAAAAGAAUCUAUUAGAAUCCGCGCUAUAAAACGGGCCAUCCGCUCUAAAUUAUCACUCAAAUCCUCGAAGAAAUUUCCAAAGGACACAAUGCUUUUAAAAUUUUGAAAUAUUUUCCGCAGUUUCCGUUGAAAAUCAUCAGAGAUUGUUACGUAAUCACCGGAAGUAAACUGGUGACAAUGCGGUUUUAAUAAAUAAUAAAGAGAUGAAUAAUAAAGAGAUACAUUAUUUA
Molecule: messenger RNA, 1844 nt
Organism: Nematostella vectensis (starlet sea anemone)
Lineage: Eukaryota; Metazoa; Cnidaria; Anthozoa; Actiniaria; Edwardsiidae
Product: phagosome assembly factor 1
Exons: 17
Coding region: 142-1389 (415 amino acids)
Biological process (GO): Golgi to plasma membrane protein transport
Cellular component (GO): trans-Golgi network
Source: RefSeq, a predicted model, not a curated record